GGAUCGGCAUCCCGUGCUGCAGGCCUGCUGCGACAGCAGUGGCUGAAAGCCCUGCCAGUUACGCCUCUCCCCGCCUCCGCCCCCUCCUCCGUCCGAUAGAGUAUAUCUGGCCGUGGCUACAAUCUCAGCCGCGCCGCCGGGUUUCGGUUUUCUGGGGAAGCUGCGGUGGGAGGCCAAGAGCGAACGGCAGUGACUCGCCUUCUUUCAACUUGGAGUUCCUGUAGUUGUUGAGUUAAAAGACAAGAAUGGCUUUGAAGAUCGCUGUACUGCUGAGCUGUAUCCUGGGAAUCAAUACCCUUCCCCUAGAGGACCCAGAGGAUGGAGGCAAGCACUGGGUUGUCAUUGUAGCAGGUUCGAAUAGCUGGGAUAACUACCGACACCAGGCUGAUGCAUGCCACGCUUACCAGAUUGUGCACCGGAAUGGCAUCCCAGAUGAACAAAUCAUUGUUAUGAUGUAUGAUGACAUUGCCUAUAAUGAGGAGAAUCCAACCAAAGGCAUCAUUAUCAAUAGGCCCAAUGGCACAGAUGUGUACAAAGGAACCCUCAAGGACUACACAGGAGAGGAUGUCACACCACAGAAUUUCCUUGCUGUUCUUAAAGGUGAUGCUGAAGCAGUGAAGAACGUCGGAUCAGGAAAAGUAAUACAAAGUGGCCCCAAAGAUCACAUAUUUAUCUAUUUUACUGAUCAUGGAGCUCCUGGACUUUUGGCUUUCCCCUCUGAUGAUCUCCACGCGAAAGACUUGAAUAAAACCAUCAGUUACAUGUACCAUCACAAAAAAUACCAGAAGAUGGUGUUUUAUAUUGAGGCAUGUGAAUCCGGAUCAAUGAUGGUUCAUCUACCUGAUGAUAUCAAUGUUUAUGCCACAACUGCUGCCAACCCUAAGGAAUCUUCUUACGCAUGUUACUAUGAUGAGAAGAGGGACACAUACCUCGGUGACUGGUACAGUGUCAAUUGGAUGGAAGAUUCUGACGUGGAGGAUCUGAAGAAAGAAACUCUCCACAAGCAGUUUAUGCUGGUAAAGCAACGCACAAACUCCAGCCAUGUCAUGCAAUAUGGAAACAAAACCAUUUCUCAUAUGAAAGUGGUGCAGUUCCAGGGCACAGCCAAAGCUGACAGCACCCCCAUUUCCUUGCCACCAGUCAGUGAGUUGGACCUCACACCCAGUCCCGAUGUGCCCCUGGCAAUCCUGAAGCGCAAACUGAUGGCCACCAACGAUAUCUUUGAGGCCAAGGCAAUUGUAGAAAAGAUGAAGAGACUUCUAGAGGCCAAAGAGCUAAUCGAGGCAUCUAUGCGCAAGAUCAUAUUCACUUUAACUGCCUCUGAAGAGCUCACCAAGCAAAUCUUGUCAGACAAGAUGGACCUCGGGAGUUAUGACUGCUAUGAGUCGGCAGUGAAUCACUUCAAAAGCCAUUGCUUCAAUUGGCACACUCCUCUGUAUGAAUAUGCCAUGAGGCAGUUGUAUGCCUUGGUUAAUGUCUGUGAAAUGGGAUACCCCGUUGACAGAAUACAACUGGCUAUGGAUGAAGUGUGCCUUGGAUAUUAACAAAAACAUGCAGCCAAUUAAUCCUGCAAAAAAGCAAUUUAAUGGGAAUAAAUCAAGCCUGGAAUGCAUAUAAAGCCAAGAGAGCCCGGUUAAGAGCAUCCACUAUCAAACUCCUGGUGGAAGGUCUCUUGGACAGCUUGGACCAGGUUCUGCACUUUAGUGAAUGAAACGGCAUCAUGAUACCUCUCCCAAGUUUUUGCUGCAUUCCAAAAGCUGCUUCUUAAUUUCUCCUGAAAUUAACUAUUUUGUCAGAAUCUUCACAGUUGCAGUGUGUUCUGUCUGCAAUCUUCUCCCCCCCCCACCCCCGCCAUUUCCCAGUGGUGAUAAAUAUUUUACAGAAAGAAGGCUGUGUUUCCAAAGUGCUCAGUUGAAACUGAACUGCUUUUGGUUUUAAUCUCUCACUCAGGUUUUUGGUGGUAGCCUUCUGAGAAAUACCCAGGGAACUCACAAAUGGCCUGUAGUGAAUACUGUUUCUGUCUUGGGUGGUUGUGUUUUGUUUUUGUUUUUUUAAUAAUUGGAAAGUACAGUAAUGUUUUGGAGAAGGAUACAUGACUAAAAGUUUUACACUGGUUUUGGAAUAAAAUGCCAUAGUUCUUUGUGUUUUUUAAACUUUGCAAAUGAGUUAAUUUUUGCGCUUUAAAUUGAUCGGGUUUUGUUAGAAAAUAAUCAAAAGGGCAAAGUCCACUGUGACAGCGAGGUUAUUUCGCCCACCCACUUUGAAAGAUUGUCUACUGCUAUGAUAUUUCUGAUUCUUAUGUAAUUUGUCUGUUUGCACAACUCGGUGGGAGAUUAUACAGUAUUUGGAGUAACCUGUGAUUAAAAAUAAAGUUGAUGAGUUUAUGGUUCAUUUUAA
Messenger RNA from Hemicordylus capensis (graceful crag lizard), 2397 nucleotides. Its product is annotated as legumain-like. The coding region runs from base 246 to 1544 and encodes 432 amino acids. The transcript has 14 exons. The record is from RefSeq and is a predicted model, not a curated record. Gene Ontology annotation, molecular function: cysteine-type endopeptidase activity. Lineage: Eukaryota; Metazoa; Chordata; Lepidosauria; Squamata; Cordylidae. Gene Ontology annotation, biological process: vacuolar protein processing.